This is a messenger RNA of Manihot esculenta (cassava), 2654 nucleotides long. RefSeq lists its product as uncharacterized. The transcript is spliced from 8 exons. The coding region runs from base 146 to 2431 and encodes 761 amino acids. Gene Ontology annotation, biological process: positive regulation of transcription by RNA polymerase II. The record is from RefSeq and is a predicted model, not a curated record. Gene Ontology annotation, molecular function: protein binding; G-quadruplex RNA binding. NCBI's taxonomy places the organism in Eukaryota, Viridiplantae, Streptophyta, Magnoliopsida, Malpighiales, Euphorbiaceae. Gene Ontology annotation, cellular component: Ino80 complex; MLL1 complex; NSL complex.
AAAUUAGUUGGAAAGACAUUUCAGUCGGACCUAUAAUUUUCGAAUUCGAAUUCCGGAGCGAAUUGUACCGAUAUAUAAUUACUUCACGAAGCAGUCAGCGACGACUCCGAUUCCCGUGAUUCGAUUUUGCAUUUGUUUUUCCUAAAUGGCAGCUCUAGCUGCUUCAGUUCUGUCAUGGAUUCCGGAAGAUGAUCUCUUGUUGAAGAACGCCGUUGAGGCUGGCGCUUCUUUGGAAGCACUUGCUAAAGGAGCGGUGAGAUUCUCGCGAAAAUUUACUGUCGGAGAAUUGCGCGAGAGGUGGUAUUCUCUCCUCUAUGACCCUGUUAUUUCAGCUGAAGCUUCUGCUCGCAUGGUGGAAUUUGAACUUUCUGUCCCCAAUUCUGGAGUUAGUGCAGAUGUUUCUGCUAAAAGAAAGUAUGAAAGCGUUCGACGAAUGUACCAUGCUAUGAAGAAGAAAACUUGUGCACGACCUGGUAAUUCUCCUAGUAUCGGUUUUCUUGCUGCACAGGAGGUUAGUUAUCAUGACAAUAUGCCCUUUGAUGGUAGGGCACAAGGUGAAAGUUGCAUAUUUGGAGACCGUAAUCAAAACAAUUUUGGGUUUGUUGGGAAGGAAUGCUAUAAUGAAUUUCCUUUGGAGGUUCCGUCUUUUGAUAAAGAUAAUGUGAGAGACGGAUUGGUUGACUUUCCGAGUGGCGAGAGAGUUAAGGAAAUGGCAUUGGCAUGUCCUUUGCCACAGAGCAGUGCUUCGUUUCAUGCAGAGGGACUUUCCUCUCCACUAGCAAUAUGGGAAACGAUAGAGGACAUUUCUGCUCCUGCAAUGCCAAUCGGUGUAAACAUUGAAGAUAAAGGUCAAGAAGAAGCGUUGAUGCAUCGUGACGGUGUGGAAGUGGAUGGUAAUAAAAUGAGUUUAUCACGAAUGAAUGUUGUCGAACCGGGUGCAAUAUUGCAAGAUAAACAUGACGUUGAUGUACUUAAUAAUUCAAACACAAUCUCAGAAUGUGAUUAUGCAGACCUUUCAGAGUCACUCUUAAACUUUGCAAAUGAAGAUGAGCUGCUUUUAGUGGAUGCAGAUGGGAAAGACACGGCUGAUAAAUUUUGUUACGAUGGCGCUUUGUUGAAUUCUCCUAUUGUUAUUCAGAAUACAGCAUCGGAUUUUAAAGAAUCGCAGACAAUAGUUUCAGAUAAAAGCCUUGGAAUUCCUGCCAAUGCAUGCCCUGCAGAAUUAGAGCCUAUUGCUGAGGGGACACUUUCUAGUGAUGUUGAGCAGCAUGGUCAUUUGUGUGCAGAAAUCAAUUUGCCAUCAUCCAGAGCAGCAGCAAAUACACGGUCUACGGAGAACUAUGAUGGAGAGAUGGAGUGUACUUUAAAUAGCGAAGACCCUGACAUCCCGUCAAAUGAUGAUAUUUUUUUCUCUAAAGAAUUUACUGCUUCUGUGAUGAGAACAAAAUCUAAGGAGGCUUGUUACUCAUCUUUCUCGUAUGCUAAUAUAAAGGAUGGCAAACAAGAGCAAAGCUUGAUGAAGAAAGAAGCAAAUCCUGCACAAUCUCGUUUUGCUUCCCAGAUUACAAGACUGCACAUGUUGCCAGCAACCAGCUCAGGUAACCACCUUGUUGGCCGUGGAGUAAAAUGUGAAUCUCCUGAUGAUGGGGCAUGCGGACAGGCUAGCAAUGCUUCUGGAGACAUUUAUGAGUGCAGAACAGCCCAGGCUACUCUAAUUUCUGGCUCAGAGGCGUCUCAUGCUUGUAACCCCACGGGUUUGCCAUUUUUUGCAAAACCAUGCUCCCCUAAACAAGUUACGUCAGUACCAGAAACUGAACCCUUAACGUUAAAUGAGGAAGAAUCUGAGAGUGACGAUGAAAUUCCAUCAUAUUCUGAGAUAGAAGCCAUGAUACUUGCCAUGGACUUGUGCCCAGAUGAUAAUACAGAUUCUUAUAAUACGGAAGUCUCAAUGUAUCAAAAUGAGGAUACCAGAAGGAAAAUUACAAGAUUAGAACAGUGUGCUCAAUCAUCCAUACAAAGAGCCAUUGCAUCUCGAGGUGCACUCGCUGUCUUGUAUGGGCGCCACUUGAAGCAUUAUAUAAGGGAAACCGAGAUCAUACUUGGCAGAGCAACAGAUGAUAUGGAUGUUGAUAUUGACUUAAGAAGAGAAGGACCUGCCAACAAAAUUUCAAGACGGCAGGCACUAGUAAAAAUGGAAGCAGAUGGUUCCUUCUUGUUGAAGAAUAUUGGUAAGAGUCUUGUAUUUUUGAAUGGCAGAGAAAUUGCUUCUGGACAGAGUACGAGACUUACCUCAAAUAGUUUAAUUGAGAUUGGGGGAAUGGCAUUUGUGUUUGAAAUUAAUAGCAAAUCUGUGAGGCAGCACCUAGCAAAUGCCACCAAAAUCCACAAACAAAACAGUAUCAAAUUUGAACGGUCCGAAGGGAUUGCAUGAGUAGAGGAAGGCCGUCAACUGUUUCCUUUAUCUCCUAUAUUAAGCAGCUUAGGUGAAGAAAAAUCAGUUUUAUCGCAGUCUACCCUUGAGUUGGACGUACCCUGUCCAACUAUAAAUAUAUGUGUAUAUAUAUAUAUAUACAUAUGAUACAGAAAGUUUCAUUUAUUUUCCACUAAUCAUGUAUAUGGCUAUACUGAAUAUAUGAAAUGUAGUUGAUCAUUCA